GGCAGGCAAACUGAGCAGAUAGUUAUGGUUGGUUGUUGGCUUGCUAUGAAAGAGGUGAGCCUUCUUUUGGGAACAAUAAUAAGAAAGGUUCCUUUACCUACUUCAGAUGUUUCUGAAUCAGGUUUCCAAGUUGUUCAUGAAACUGAUUUAUCCAAUACGAAGUCUGGCGCAAUGCUUGAUCUGAAACAACUCGAGGUAAUUGGCAACUAUUUCUUGGAAGUCCUUUUGAAAAUGAAGCAUAAUGGUGCUAUUGAUAAGACAAGGGCUGGAUUUACUGCUCUUUGCAAUCGAUUACUUUGUUCGAAUGAUUCAAGACUUUGUAAGUUGACUGAGUCUUGGAUGGAGCAACUUAUGGAACGAACAGUAGCCAAGGGACAAACAGUGGAUGAUCUCCUAAGGAGAAGUGCUGGUAUUCCUGCAGCAUUUAUUGCUUUCUUCCUUUCAGAGCCGCAGGGCACACCAAAAAGGCUUUUGCCUAGGGCAUUACGAUGGUUAAUAGAUGUUGCUAAUAAGUCUUUAACAGAUCAUACUGAAGCAAACAGUUUCAGUGCUGAUGCCUGCAAUGGUUUUGUGGAGGCAAAAAGUCCAGCUAAUUUUUCUGAAGUCGCCCCUGAUAUAUAUCACGCUGAAAGGAUUUCGAAGAUUCGAGAUGAGGGUGUUAUUCCUACUGUGCAUGCUUUCAAUGUCCUUAGAGUUGCUUUUAAUGAUACCAACCUAGCAACUGAUACAUCGGGUUUUUCUGCUGAGGCUUUGAUUAUCUCGAUACGGUGUUUCUCUUCUCCACAUUGGGAGAUACGGAACAGUGCCUGUCUUGCUUAUACUGCUUUGGUUCGUCGCAUGAUUGGAUUUCUGAAUGUGCACAAGCGAGCAUCAGUCAGGCGUGCUAUAACAGGGCUUGAAUUCUUUCAUAGGUACCCUCCCUUGCAUUUGUUCUUAUUUAAUGAGCUAAAAAUUGCAACUGAGUCACUUUUGGAUGGAUCAUCUGAACAUUUAAGGUCCAGCAUGGCUAAAGUUGUGCACCCCAGCUUAUGUCCAGUCCUGAUUCUCUUAUCUCGACUCAAACCUUCUCCAAUUGCAAGUGAAGCUGGAGAUCCCCUGGAUCCUUUCCUGUUCAUGCCACUCAUCAGGAAAUGCUCAGUCCAGAGCAAUCUUCGUAUUCGUGUUUUCGCAUCAAGAGCUCUAACAGGUUUAGUGUCUAAUGAAAAGCUUCCAUUUGUCCUCCUAGAUAUUGCCUCCGAGUUACCUGGUGCUGGCGAGCACGUCGAGAAUUCUGAUUCGUCUCUCUCUUCCAUUAGAGUAAAUAGCUCUUUUAAUUCACUUCAUGGGAUGUUAUUACAGUUGAACUCUCUUCUAGACACAAACUGCAGAGAUCUAGCUGAUGUUUCCAAAAAAGAUAAUAUUCUUGCUGAAUUGAUUCAUAUUCUUGCUUCACGCUCAUGGAUUGGGAGUCCUGAGCAAUGUCCUUGCCCAAUUAUCAACAGCUGCAUUUUGAAGGUGCUAGAUAGCAUGCUAAGUGUUGCAAGAACAUGUCAAAUGAGCGACAAUAUUGAUGUCAUUUGGAACCUCCUUUGGCGGCUAUCUUCAGAAUGUUUAGAUUUAGGAGUGGCUUGUGCACCAACAUAUUUUGAUCCAACCAUCUCAGAACUUCGGAAGCAAGCUGCAAGUUCAUAUUUUAAUUGUGUUUACCAAACAUCUAAAGAAGUUGCUGAAGAGUAUCUGUUAAUACCAUCAGGAGGCCCUCCUUCUGGUUCAAACUUAUCAAAGAUAUCUGUAAAUGAAAUUUCUUUCAGCAGAUUCCAGGAAAGGCUAAUACGUUCGAUCUCUGACACUUCAUAUGAAGUUCGGAUUGCAACACUGAAGUGGUUUCUUUUAUUUCUCAAGUCACCAGAAUAUAAUGAGAUAAAGAGAAGUUGCUUCACCAGCGUCGAUCUCCAGACCUGUGUGAUGAAGCUUUUAACGUUGGACAAUAACCAUAAAUGUUUGAAUUACAUUCUGAAGAUUAUCUACAGCUGGAGUCAGCAGGAGUAUCAUAAUAAUGGAGAAGAGUGUGCAGAUCCUAAAUUUUUUGGUGAUAUGGAUAGCGAGUCAGUGCUCCAGUUCUGGGACAAGGUGGUUUCCUUAUACAAGGUCACUAGGCAUUCAAAGACUCGAGAGAUGCUUCUUUGUUGCAUGGGGAUUUGUAUAAAGCAAUUUGCUAGCUCGCUUAGUAUUUCAGUUGUAGAUUUGCAAAAUGUCAAAGCUGGUGAAUUCAACCCCCAUGAUCCAUCUGAUCCAUCUAAAUUAUCUGUCUUUUACGAGUGCAUCAGCUAUUAUGUAGACCUAAUUGAACAACACACUGAUGCGUCAGAGCCUGUAAACAUGCGUAGGGCGGCUGCAGAGUCUAUGAUAGCAUCUGGUUUGUUGGAUCAAGCCAAAGUUAUUGGUCCUUCAGUCUACAAUAACCAAAUUCCUGAUGGCAAUUUCUGCUCCUCGUUCAAGCAAGAAAAGGUGGUUAAUAUGUAUGCCCAUAAAAUCCUGGAUUUAUGGUUUUCAUGCAUUAGGCUUCUCGAGGAUGAAGAUGAGAGUCUUAGGAGAAAACUCGCCUUAGAUGUCCAGAAUUGUCUUACAUCUAAAAGAUCUGAAAGAAGCUUCGUGACAGGAGUGGUCCCAAGCCAAGUAGAACAAGUGAUCGAGAGGAGCUUCAAGCAUCUCUCAUCAAUUUUUGGCCACUGUCUUGACUACCUUGACUUCCUUUGCCGCAGGGUUCUAGAUUCUGCUAACCAUGCUUGUUUUAUUUCCGAAGGAGAUCUUGUUAAACGUGUCUUUGACAAGGAGAUUGACAACCAUCAUGAAGAAAAACUGUUGAUCUGCCAGAUAUGCUGUUUUCAUUUGGAGAAACUUCCAGCUUCAAGAUUUUUGUUAAUUGAACCCUGUAACGUACAUGAGGUGAAAGACUUCUUGCAGAACUGGAGGAGGAGGUUUGCACAGAAGUUGGUAUUAUUUGCCAAAGACUAUGUUGUUGCACAGGGAGGAGCUGAUUGGAUUGGUGGGGUUGGUAACCAUAAAGAUGCCUUCUUACCUCUCUAUGCAAAUUUACUUGCCUUUUAUGGCUUGUCAAACUGUAUUUUUAAGGGGAAACAAGACGAUAGAAAGUUGAUGCUCCCUGAAGUUGAAGAAAUUGGUGAGGCCAUACAACCGUUCCUUUCAAACCCAUUUUUAUCUAAUUUAUUCUCAUUGGUGGUUAAGUUACAUGACAAGAUGAUCGGUGAAGGUUCGUGUGAUUUUAGCCAAAAGAUCAUUGAUGAGUCAGCUUGGGAUUCUUUUGAUCGUUAUUUUCUUCUAAGGUAAGUCUUGCUUUUGGGAUCGCGGAUUAAUAGAAUUUUGUAUGAAAGUUGUAGCUUGAUCAUUGUAUACUAGCUAAUUGAUAUGUGUAAAAAUGUUAUAAGGGUUGUGAUUCUUUUCGGAAGCUUAAGUAUGAUGAUCCCUAUUCUAGAUUUAUUGAUUA
Nicotiana tabacum (common tobacco) is the source of this 3484-nucleotide messenger RNA. RefSeq lists its product as uncharacterized. Gene Ontology annotation, cellular component: cytosol. Gene Ontology annotation, biological process: tRNA methylation. The record is from RefSeq and is a predicted model, not a curated record. NCBI's taxonomy places the organism in Eukaryota, Viridiplantae, Streptophyta, Magnoliopsida, Solanales, Solanaceae.